AUGUCAGAGUUCACCGAAGCAAAUCGCAAAUACUUUGAUAAGCUGGCCGCUUCUUACAAGGGCCGCUUUGCCGAUGCCUCAAGGAUGCUGGCAUCACAGACCUUACAGCAUCGUAGCUGGAUCAGCGAUCGGUGGACCGAUACAAAAUCUGGGAGUGGCAAGGAGAUUAAAAUGCUUGAAUAUGCGUGUGGUCCUGGGGUUGUAUCUAUGAGUUUGGCCCCUUUCGUCACACAAAUUGUUGGAAUCGACGUAUCCGAUAAUAUGGUUGCAGAGUUCAACCGCAACGCUAGCUCUCUGGGGCUUGCAGACAAGGUAGUUGGCUACAAAGCAGAUCUACUAUCGGAGGAUGCCCCGGUUCAAGAUGUUGAAUCUGCCUGCACCAAUCUGGAUGUGGUGACAGUAAGCAUGGCGCUUCACCAUUUUGAGCACCCUGAUUUUGCUCUCAAGAGACUUGCAGGGCGCUUGAAUCAGGGUGGUGUGUUUUAUAUCAUCGAUCUCGUGGCGCAUUCCGAUUCUCAUGGUCACGGACACGAGGAACACGAGCAUAACUUUGCCGAAGCAGCCCACACCAUCAAAACGCACGGCUUCUCCCAAGUGGACAUGCAAAGGCUAUUUGAAGAUGCCGGACUCACUGGCUUUGAGUACAAGGUGCUACCCGAACCUCUUACGUUCAACACCGAUGAACGAUCCUUUUCAAAGACGGUGUUUAUUGCACGAGCCCAGCGUGUGUAG
Penicillium brevicompactum is the source of this 732-nucleotide messenger RNA. RefSeq names its product class I SAM-dependent methyltransferase. The record is from RefSeq and is a predicted model, not a curated record. The transcript is spliced from 3 exons. Lineage: Eukaryota; Fungi; Ascomycota; Eurotiomycetes; Eurotiales; Aspergillaceae. The coding region runs from base 1 to 732 and encodes 243 amino acids.